Molecule: messenger RNA, 944 nt
Organism: Camellia sinensis
Lineage: Eukaryota; Viridiplantae; Streptophyta; Magnoliopsida; Ericales; Theaceae
Source: RefSeq, a predicted model, not a curated record
AAUAAUGAAGGACAUCACCAUCCUUUAAUUGGCGGUGAACUCUGAAGCUCGCGGCUGUAAUGCCGAACCGUCCCGAAGUGAUCAUCGUCCUCUCUCAACUGUUUCGAAAUCUUGCGAUCUCUACUUCGUAGAUCUCGAUUUGUUCCAAUUCCGCGAAGAUUUCGUGGCAGUCCAUCUGAAAUAGGCAAGGCCAAGCACCACAUCAAAGAUUACUACUAGAUAGAUGAAAAUUUUCGAGAUAUGCCAUCUCCAGAUUCUGUUGACAACUUUAUCCUAGUUGAAGAGCUUGGUGUUCUUGGAGGUUGCCUUUGUGUGCUUGUUCCUGGCUAUGGGGUUUGUGAUUAUGUUUGGGUGAUGAAGGAGUAUGGCAUGAGGGAUUCUUGGAUCAAAUUUACAAUCAAUUGUAAUAAUUUUUGUAAACCAUUGUGUUUAUCAACGACUGGUGAAGUUUUGUUGGAGGUUAGUCAAAGAAAGUUGGUCCUCUUCAAUCCACAAGAGAGAAAAUCUAAGGAACUUGUGGUUCGAGGCAGUCCAUAUCUUUUUGAAGCAGGAACUUACAUGGAGAGCCUUGUUUCACCCAAUUUCAGCAAUAUUAACGAUCAUGAGGGAUCAAGGGCAGAUUCUGCGGCAUGAGGCAGUGGUGCUUGGAGCAGAACAACUUCAGUUUCAGGAAUCAACCGUUUAGUCGUUCAACGAUGGCUUGUGGAGAAGAGAGAGAGAACGAAAGACAUUAAAAUAAACAAAAACUUUGUGGUUUGCAGCUGAAUUUGGCAUAAACCUAUUUUAUUAUCUAUUUUAUUAUCUUUGUUUGGAGUUUUGAACCUAAUGUUGCUUUUCUUUGUGUGGAUCCGUUAAAUGUUCUGGAUGUUUGAUCACCCAAUUUGGAAACUAUUUAUGUGGAUGAAAACUUUAUGCUAUUUUCCUUUGACUUUGGUUCUCAUUCA